Messenger RNA from Anguilla rostrata (American eel), 3068 nucleotides. Its product is annotated as serine/threonine-protein kinase STK11-like. The coding region runs from base 978 to 2267 and encodes 429 amino acids. The record is from RefSeq and is a predicted model, not a curated record. Gene Ontology annotation, molecular function: ATP binding; protein kinase activator activity; protein serine/threonine kinase activity. Gene Ontology annotation, cellular component: nucleus; cytoplasm. The transcript is spliced from 11 exons. Lineage: Eukaryota; Metazoa; Chordata; Actinopteri; Anguilliformes; Anguillidae. Gene Ontology annotation, biological process: DNA damage response; positive regulation of vesicle transport along microtubule; glucose homeostasis.
CCCCCUCCUCGCGCGAGGGGGGAGGUAAACAAGAUGGCGGAAGUCUGACAGCAGCUGAUUGAGGAUUGCAAACCUUCAGUUAACAGUCAUGCAUGCACCGGCACGACGCAAGGAAAAGAAAACCUGAAGAGGUAGCUAAAAUAUGAAAUAUCGUUCAUAGAUAUUUGAAUGCAUUCCAUGGAGCAAGAUCAUGGUUUGCUGGCGAUGGACACCCAAGAACUUGCCUUUAACUCUUCGCCAGCUGGUCAGGCAUCCAGCCCGAGGGAGUGAUGUACGGUUCUGACUGAUGUCGGAUUAAGGAAAACCGGAUGUUUUCAGUUUUACGAGAGACUAUAUGUAAAGAAGCAACAACCAAAGAAGGAAGUCUCGUUUGCGGUGGUUUGUAGACUAAAUACUGCAUAGCCUACUUUUGAAGUCACCAGGCGAAACGCUACUUAAUUCAGCAGAAGAAACGUCACCUUACUGAUAACGCACGGAACUGGAGACGAAGGACAUCGAAUACAGGCAUGCUGACCAAGGGCGGAUCUGUGCCAAUAGUCUGUUUUCUGCCACUUUCGAGCGGCGGUUCCGGUACUUUAAAUCAAUGGGAUGUAAUCUUAUCAGUUAACCACAAAUGAUCUGAAUUGAUACCGGAUCUCUGGCUUUCUUUGGACUGAAUUGAGCCGGCUUUGGUUGCCAUUUGCCAGAAAAAGCGGGCAACGUUGCUCUUUUUGACAUAUUUUUGGUGUAAAUGAAGACACUUGACCUUUUUUUAGUAGUUCAGUAAGUCAUUGUAUUUUUUUAAAAAGAAAACAGAGAAUUCAUGAAUCGGUCACUCGGUUAAUUAAUAAACACUCAAUAGAUCAACUCAUACAUUAAGCAGCCCCCCACCCAUUCAGCUGAAACAGGGACAUCGGGGUGGGUGGGGGGGAGGACGGAGGAAGAUCGUUGUGGGCGGAGGUUUUUUUAAAGGCUUUGUUUGCGGGCGGGGUUCAGAGAUGAGCGAGGGGGACGUUGCGCACAUGGACUACCUGACGGGGUCGGACCUGAUGGGGAUGGACACCUUCAUCCACCACAUCGACUCCACGGAGGUGAUCUACCAGCCGCGCUGCAAGCGGGCCAAGCUGAUCGGGAAGUACCUGAUGGGCGACCUGCUCGGCGAGGGCUCGUACGGGAAGGUGAAGGAGGUGCUGGACUCCGAGACGCUCUGCCGACGCGCCGUCAAGAUCCUGAAGAAGAAGAGGCUGCGCAGGAUCCCCAACGGGGAGGCCAACGUGAAAAAAGAAAUCCAGUUGCUACGAAGACUGAGACAUAAAAAUGUCAUCCAGUUAGUCGACGUGUUGUAUAACGAAGAGAAACAGAAAAUGUAUAUGGUGAUGGAGUACUGUGUGUGCGGAAUGCAGGAGGUCCUUGACAGCGUUCCGGAGAAGCAGUUUCCGGGAUAUCAGGCUCACGGGUAUUUCUGCCAGCUCCUGGACGGCCUGGAGUACCUGCACAGCCAGGGAAUCGUUCACAAGGACAUCAAACCGGGGAACCUGCUUCUCACCACGGACGGGGCGCUGAAAAUAUCCGACCUGGGCGUGGCCGAGGCUCUGCACCCCUUUGCGGAGGACGACACGUGCAGAACCAGUCAGGGCUCCCCGGCGUUCCAGCCCCCCGAAAUCGCCAACGGCCUGGACACCUUCUCCGGCUUCAAGGUGGACAUCUGGUCCGCUGGGGUGACCCUGUACAACAUCACCACCAGUCUGUAUCCGUUCGAGGGGGACAACAUCUACAAGCUGUUCGAGAACAUCGGCAAGGGGGACUACAGCGUUCCCGAAGACUGCUCCCCCCUCUUAUCGGACCUCCUGAGAGGCAUGCUGGAGUACGACCCGGUCAAGAGAUUCUCUAUACAGCGCAUCAGAGAGCACAACUGGGUGCGGAAGAAACACCCCCGCUCGGAACCGCCGGUGCCCGUCCCCCCCAGCGCGGACGGCAGGGACCGCUGGCGCAGCAUGACGGUCCUGCCGUACCUGGAGGACCUGCACGGGUACCACGAGGACGAUGACGAACAGUUCUUCGACAACGAGGACGACAUCAUCUACACUCAGGACUUCACUGUGCCGGGGCAGGUGGAGGAGCAGAGGCCCCAGCCCGGCCCGAAACCCGUGUGCGCCAACGGCACCGACCCGGCGCCGCUCGGCAAAGCCAGAGCGGAGCGCCGGUCCAGCUCGUCCUCCAACCCGUCCCGCAAGGGAGCGUCCGCCGCCAGCAAGAUCCGCAAGUUCUCCGCCUGCAAGCAGCAGUGACCCCGCCCACACCAGCGGGGUUUGUCUUCAUAUUUCAUCCUUUCUUCAGCCUGAAGAGAGAAGAGCAAAGAUAUUACUCUUCCUUUUUUUUUUCUCCCCCUCCCCCCCCAAAAUCCAUAAUUUCAGACUGGUGAAAGUAGUUUGUGACUCCAGGAAGUGCCCUGCGGAGGACAUUACUUCUGCUGCUGCAAGGACUGAAAUGGAGGAAGGAUGGGGAGAAAGGAAGGAUUAGGGAAAAGAAGAGAUGAUGAACUGUUCGCCCAACCGGAGGCCAGCGUUUAAUUUUGCCUUUCUCUUCACCCCCGUCUCCCCUCUUCCCCAAAGUCACGUCCCGGGUUUCUGAAAACACCCUUUCCCCAGUGGAAGUGCGGGAGGACCUGCUGUUUAAAACUUAUUUUGGCAGCCAUGUUGAAUUUGGCAUUUCUGCCAUUUCUCUUCUUGGCUCUUUUCGAUUUCAUUUCCCAGUUACUGGUAGCAGUUUCAAAAUGACCCGUCAGGUUUUAAAAGAAUGGAAAUGUUAAUGAUGUCAGUGACGAGACUACUUGUGAGGAUGAUGUUGAUGAUGAUGAUUAUUUUUUUAUUAUUAUUAUUAUUAUUAUUUUAAUUAUUGAAACCUGUUUUAAAAGUGCAUGCAGGGAGAGAUGGGCAGAUCUGGUGAAAGGGAAUGUUCCAGGAAAAGGGGAGAAGGGGCCCUGUCUGCCCCGUUUGUGUUCAUUCUGCGUUUUCUGUUAGGUUGUUGUUUUUUUUGCCAUUAAAUAUUUUUUUAAAUUAUUAUUUAUAUAAAACCACAUCCCAACCAGA